Spodoptera litura is the source of this 2883-nucleotide messenger RNA. RefSeq names its product putative fatty acyl-CoA reductase CG5065. The record is from RefSeq and is a predicted model, not a curated record. Gene Ontology annotation, biological process: long-chain fatty-acyl-CoA metabolic process. Gene Ontology annotation, cellular component: peroxisome. Lineage: Eukaryota; Metazoa; Arthropoda; Insecta; Lepidoptera; Noctuidae. Gene Ontology annotation, molecular function: alcohol-forming very long-chain fatty acyl-CoA reductase (NADP+) activity.
GCAGCGCGAGGCAGUAUUCUGCUCCGUCGGUACAUAACUAAAAAAAAUAAAAAUGAUAUAGCGGACAAAAAAAAAUAAUAAAAAAUAAUUUUCGAGUUCCAUUUCUUGGACGUCGGCGCUUCAAUUUAUUUUUGAUCAUAAUAUUUUCGAAGUGACUUCUGUUCAGAAUGGACUCAAAAUUUAUGUCAACAGACAAAAUGGACGAAUAUCAGAAACACAUAGAAAUGAUGAACGGCAACGAUUUGAACGUGCUGAACUUGAACUAUGAGAACCACAUGAACUUGGAGCAGCCUGACAAGACAUCAGAAGCCAUUGCUGACUUCUAUGAAGACUCUAUAAUCCUUGUCACCGGAGGAACUGGAUUUGUGGGCAAAGCUCUGCUGGAGAAACUCCUGAGGAGCUGUGCUGGUAUCAAGACUGUUUACGUUCUCAUGAGACCAAAAAGGGGUCUGACAGUAGACCAGAGGUAUAAGGAAUUACUUAAAAACCAGGUCUUCGAUCGCAUCAGGGCGAGAUGGCCAGAAAGGUUGGGCAAGCUCUACCCAAUAACUGGAGACGUAUCCGCUCCAAACCUUGGAGUCAGUCCAGAACAGCGUGAGCUGCUGGGCAAGGUGACGGCAGUAUUCCAUUCUGCUGCAACUGUGAGGUUUACUGAGCCUCUUCAUGCAGCCACCACGCUGAACGUGCAAGGGACUGCCUCCCUGCUGAAGUUGGCGGAAGAUAUGCCCAAGCUGAAGGCCCUGGUCCACGUGUCAACAGCCUACAGCAAUGCACCCAGGUCUCACAUUGAAGAAAGGGUCUACCCACCGCCCUACGACCCUGACAGCAUCGUGAGAUGCACUAAGAUGCUGCCCCCGGAGACUGUGGAAGUCAUUUCAGAUACCCUUCAGGGUGAACAUCCGAAUCCCUACACAUUGACUAAGGCGCUAGCAGAGUCCAUAGUCUAUGGUCACACCAACCUGCCUGUCUGUAUUGUCAGACCUUCGAUUGUAACUGCUGCCCUGCAAGAGCCCUAUCCAGGAUGGAUCGACAAUGUUUAUGGUGUUACCGGCAUCAUAAUGGAGAUAUCGCGGGGAACUUAUCGCUCAGGGUACUGCCGGGAGCGGUACGUGGUGGACCUGGUACCAGUCGACAUGGUCGUCAACUCUUGCAUCCUAGCUGCUUGGAGGCAAGGAGUUAAGCAGCCGGGUCGCUGUCCAGUUUACAACGUGACGUCAGGGUCCAUCAACCCCCUCCAGUGGGGACAGUUCACCAAGCUCUGCGUCAAAUGGGCAUUAGAGAACCCGACCAAAUACGUGAUGUGGUAUCCGAACUUCGCUUUCACUGAAUCGAGGUUCAUGAACACGUUCUGGGAGAUCACCUGUCAUUUCCUGCCGGCGUUCAUGUAUGAUCUGCUGCUCAGAGCUCAAGGACGGAAGGCUAUAAUGAUGAAACUGGCACGUCGUUUCAAAAUGGCGGCGGCAACCGGAGAAUACUUUGCCAACCACGAAUGGCAGUUUGGCAUCGCUGAGUUGACAGCUUUGCACGACGAUGCCAGUUAUGCCAGAGACUCUGGCGCCUUUCCCCAUUGGCCGGCUGAUUUUGACUGGGAAUCUUACAUAGGAGCAUAUAUGUUCGGCAUAAGGAGAUAUAUACUUAAGGAUACGGCUGAAUCUCUGCCAGUCGCGAGGACUAAGCUGAGGCGGCUAUAUUGGGUCCACAAGCUUUUCCAAGCGGCUACAGGAUACUACGUAUUUAGAUUUUUAGCUGGACGCCUACGGUAAAAUAAAACCACAAGAUAUUUUUGUAAAUAAAUUUACCUUUUAGUCCUCAAAAUUAAGUUUUAGCCUUUUGACAGCCAAGUCCAAAAAGACAUAUUGCAUUCAUGUCAAAUGUAAAAACAAAAUAAAAUGUCAAAAAGGGAAAAUGAAAUGUCAAAUACGUUUUUUAAAAACUAUAAGAAUGUCAAUGGUAACCGUCGAAUAAUUCAAAACAAAUUUUAUUUCUCUAUUCCUGUUAAAUUGAAAUAAUUUAUUAUGUCAUCUUAAUGAAAUGUCAAGAAAGAAAUUAAAAGAGUUAUAGGACUUAAUUACAUUUGGAUUUGUUAUCAUCAUGUGACUGUGGCGGUCAAAAAGUUAAAAAGAUAUUAAAAUAGGCUUUAAAAUAAUUAUAUUAAGCAAAGAAUCCCUAUAAAAUACUCAUUUUAUUUCACCUAUCCACCAUAUAAAACAAAUGUAAGAUCUUAAAAUAUAUAUAUAUAGGUACUUACCUAAAUAAAUAUCAUAAAUACUAUAUUUAUGUCAAAUUUCAGAUGAUAUUAUGUAAAAAUAGAGAAUUAAAAUGGAAUUAAAUCAACAUGUCAUGUCAGAAAAAAUGUCAAAAGUCAGAUGAACUGUCAUAAUAGUCACAAAUCAAAAAUAUGUUGUUUUUCGGUUUUAGUGACAUUUCGGGCAUUGAUUUUGGUUUAAUGUUUUUUUUUAAUCAAACACACAUUAUGUAAUAGUUUUUAAGACAUAUAAGAAGUACGUGUAUUGCUAGACAAUGUAUGGUUAUAAUUAUUUCAAUAUUUUCCUUCAUAUUGAACAAUCCACCAAAUAUUUUAAGUUGUAAUGAUUUUGUAAAUAAUGAUAGUUUUUCAAUGACUGACCUUAAAAUACCUAUAGAUACUCAAGUAGACAUAAAAAAUGAAAAUAUGACUAAGUUUCUAUUUUUUUUAAAUAAAGGUUAAAGAAAUUCUCAAAAAAGGAACAGAAUGAACUGUUUUAGUAAUUAAAAAAAAAUCGUUGCCUAUUGUCAACAAUUAUUUGCUAAUUUAUUUGGUUGAUCAUUGAAAAACUAUACAUUAUUUUAAACAAGGACGUUUGAAUAAAGGCGGACAUAGUCUCUAGAAACAACGACUGUGGC